Messenger RNA from Acanthochromis polyacanthus (spiny chromis), 3428 nucleotides. Its product is annotated as heparan sulfate glucosamine 3-O-sulfotransferase 1-like. Gene Ontology annotation, molecular function: [heparan sulfate]-glucosamine 3-sulfotransferase activity. Bases 525 to 1466 code for a protein of 313 amino acids. The transcript is spliced from 2 exons. NCBI's taxonomy places the organism in Eukaryota, Metazoa, Chordata, Actinopteri, Pomacentridae. The record is from RefSeq and is a predicted model, not a curated record.
GGCAGACGGCUCCUCCCCGCUCCCUCCUGUCUGCUCGGCAAAGCAGAGGUUUGGACACAACUCUGCCUCUCCGCGUUCCUCUCCACAGGCUGGUCUGCGUGCGCCGGAGACGUAGUCGACUUAUCCACUUUGAAUAAACAAGGACUCCGUUCCUGCCUGGUGUCUGCUUUCCAAUGAAUCAGUGAUGAGAGUGGCCGAGAGGAGAGACGGACGCUUCUCUUCUUUGUGGACCGGCGGUGCGCAAAAGUGCGCUCCGUGGCUCGGCGUCGUCUUCAUCCUCCGCUCCUGAGAUCAGCCUAAACCCAAGAGGCGCACUGAGAUCCUCAUCGAAGCCCCCCGUGCGAGAUGUGCUGUGGACUGCAGAUGAUUUUCCCUCUUCCAGUUCAAAUUCAGUGGCCAACAAAGACUGCAUUUCUUACAGCUCUUGUUAACACUGAGCUCAGAAAGGCAAAUCAGGUCCACAGCUAAACCACUGUGUCUGUACUUCUGUCUGUUGGCCAAUCUCCACUCUUCAGUCCAUCACCAUGACUUGCUUUCUGGCAUCAGCCUUCCUUCUGGUUCUCCAGACAUAUGCUGCCCCACCAGAGUUUGUCCAGGCAGGGUUUGAUAUAUCACUUGACCCCUUGGACCUUGACCCUGGACUACCAGCUAAUGUGUCAGGAGAUGUAACCUCUUCUCCGCCACCCGGAACUAGCAAGCGAGCCCCACACAGUAUCAUUAUUGGGGUACGCAAAGGAGGCACACGAGCGCUGUUGGAGAUGCUGGACAUACACCCUGAGGUUGCUGCUGCUGCCACCGAGGUGCACUUCUUUGACUGGGAUGAGAACUAUGCCAAGGGCUUUGAGUGGUACCGUGAGUUGAUGCCCUACUCUUACCCACACCAGAUCACAGUAGAGAAAACGCCGGGCUACUUCACAUCAGCCCUCGCACCAGAACGCAUCUGUGCCAUGAACUCAUCCAUAAAGCUGCUGCUGAUCUUACGAGACCCAGCAGAGCGGGUCAUCUCCGACUAUACCCAGGUGUACUUCAACCGGCUGGAGAACCACAAGCCAGUGCAAGCCAUUGAGAACCUGCUAGUACGCAAUGGAGCCCUGAAUAUCCGGUACAAGGCCAUUCAGAGGAGCCUGUAUGACGUCCAUAUGCGUAACUGGCUCCGCCACUUCCCGUUGGAACAGAUACACAUAGUGGAUGGAGAUGCUCUGAUCCGUGACCCCCUCCCAGAGCUUCAGAAGGUGGAGCGCUUCCUAAACUUGCCUCCCAGGAUAGUAUCCUCCAACUUCUACUUCAACCAGACCAAGGGGUUUUACUGUAUCCGAAGUGAUGGACGAGAACGCUGUCUGCACGAGUCUAAGGGACGUCCUCACCCUGCCGUCAACAGCACUGUCCUCCAGCAGCUCCGCUCCUACCUACAGGAACACAACCGGACCUUCUUCAGGCUUGUGAAGCGCACCUUCGAUUGGCAAUAAAAAUGAACCCAGAUCACAAACUGGACUCAACAGAGCCACUACCUUUUCUGUGAUGAGGACUUAAAGGGGGACUAUAAAGCACUUUACAGACCUUGAACAAAAACCCUUUGAAUAGCCUCUUAAUAACUACUGUUGUGAUCUCUGGUUUCAGCAAAGCAGUUCUAUAUUUACAUGAUAAGGCAAAAAGAAAAUAUGGGAAACUGUAACUAGAGGCCUAAGAUUAAAUGGAAGAACCUCUAAGCUUAAUAAGUCAUUCUCUUUGUGCUGGAAGCGUUUAAGUGGUCAAAUUGCAGCGGAAACAAGCUUAUGAAACUGAUCAACUUUUUUCCCCCUCUCUCUUGUUUGAUAUUCUUGUUCUUGAUAAUAAAUUGUUCUGCUUUCAAAUGUACAAGACAAGUGGCAUGUUUCUAUCUCUCUCCAUUUCAUUCUGGCCAUCAAAAGCCCGUGAGCCCUCUAACCUGUGUUAUUUAGGGAGUACACUGAGGUAGGCAGAGGCAUUAGAAUAAGCCUUUGAUUUGCUGUGGUAGAAGGUAGACAUUAAUGCAAGGAAAUGGGUACCCUGGAGCAGCGCUUUAGUAGUACAGGAAUCACUAAUAGCUUUGGACAUUGAAGGUAGCCUGUGCCUGCAGCUAAAUCAGUCAAAUCUCCAUAGUCAGCAAGCUCAAAUCCACGGAGCUUCUGUUGCAUUUUGCCGCCGCACUGUUCAACAAUUUGCUCAGGUGUUAAAUGUAGUCAUUAAAUUAUAUGCCUAACAGUGCUGCAAAUCAUUUACAAAUGAUACAGUAUCUGUGUAGAUGCUUGCUCUACAUAUGAUCUCUUUCCUGAAUCAUCCACAGCAUGCAGUGUUCCCAGAAACGGCUUGUCGGCCUGUACACAACAGAUAGACAUGGGUCACAUUUCUUCCAUUGAUUAGGCUUUAAACAGCAGCCAAAGCUAAAGCUCCGCUGGGAUCUGAUAUUCAUGUGAUCUCCCCGCUCUGUCUGCUGGAAUAAGCACUACAACCCUCCUGAGGCUGUCACUGAUGCUACGCUGGCUAUAUAUCCAGAACAGAACAUGGGAGGAGGGUAUAAAGCUGUGGGCUAUAUAGAAAUAUGCUGAAUGAGUAGUGUAGUUCAUGGGUGAUUUGGGGUUCUGAAUUAUAAUUAAACCAGAAAAUUACGAGUGUAGACAAAUUUAGUUUGAUGACAAAGUUAGUGCUAAAUUAAAUCACUCUUAAUUAAUUCGGCUGAGGGACUUUUCUCCCUUCCGCUCACCAGGGGGCACCUGGACCCCAGAGUAACUCCUGAGGGCUUGGUGUGAGUUAAUGUGUCUAGACAUGCCCUUUCUAGCAUCCCUUCUGACAGGGCAGGCACAGGUGAAGAGCCUGUGACAGUUACCCUGUGACCCUGUAACCCUGGACGCCAGCUGUCUGCUCCAGUAUGUAUCACCCAGACACUCAUCUGGAAGAUAACGUACUGUCCUACGGCACAGGCAGCCUCGCACACCGACACAUAAACACACACAUUACCGAUCAUUCCCAAGGUGUUACACUGGCGCAGCACUGUGUUUCCAUUAAGCAGGUGGGCAGGAAGGACAAAAGGGCAUGUUUUGCUUACAAUAUGAGUACACGCUGAACAAAUUCCCAUUUAUAGCCUUUAUUUGUUUGAGCCAAAGUUGACUGAGUGCGCUUGCUGGGAGCUGCAUAGUGCAUCUGUAGCUGUCUGAUCCUGGACUCCGAGGAGCUGCAGCUGAGCAAUGGCUUGUUUAAGAAUAGGGAUAUUUUUAUCAGGAAAUCCCCUGAUGUUUUUUUUAUCAUUGCAACAAAUGCAACAUCAUAACUCUUUUAUGGAAUUCUAUAGCAGUUAGCAUUUAUACAGUAAGCUAUGUCUAGCCUUGAGUACACAGACGUUUUUGUAGGAUACUCCAGUGUUGGUUUUGGUGUGUUCCUGGGAUUUGUAGAUGAUAAUAAAACUGUGAAAUAAU